ACGGCUUAGCUUUAAGGUUCGGCCACUUCACCCCCAAAUCGCUACCUGCUCUUCAGUUUGUAUCUUUCGUGCAAGUUUUUAUCAGACUCUCGUGCAAUAUACACGUAGCACCGCUGUCCGGCGACCGUCGCGUAUACAUACACAGCGCUAAUAGACAAACAGAAGCCAUCGAAUUAUGUGUUAAAGUGAAUUAAAUAAGGUUCAACGGCAUACAAAAGUACAUAGAACAUACAAAUAUAUUUCGCACUAUUUCGGCCAGAAAAGUUUCAUUUUUGAAUCAAUAAAACAGUGUGUGUGUGCAAGCACGCCCGCACCUAACGCGCAGCAUCCGUCCAUCAGCCCCAAAUCUGCAGCAAAGGCCGCAUUGCAUCUGGAAACUGGAACGCGGCACACGCAAUCCAAUACAAGAUACCUUCCCGUCCGUAUUGUUGAAUAUUAUUGCGGAGGAGACACUCCGACAGACGCCCCAAAAAGAGAACAGCCCCGAGCCACAUUUGUAGGCCAGAGUAAACCGAAGAAGCAACUUCAACAGCUACAGAAUGGUGGAUUUCCGAUUCGAUAUUAGGCCACUGUUUCCGGAGGCGAUUGUCAGGGUGACGUCAAACCUACUGCCGCACACCUUUCGCGGCGAUCGGCGCCAGUGCCUGGAUGCCACCUCGAAGAUGUCGGAGAUAAUUGACCGCUUGGGUGAGCUGUCGGCCACGUCGCAGGGCCUGUCCAAGCCGGUGACCACGGCCCAGCGUCUGCGGAUGUCCGAGAACCAGACCAUCUAUCUGCUCGCUGAUACAGAGGCAGGACACAAUGGAGCUGUGACUGGGCUGCUCAAGGUGGGCAACAAGGAUCUGUAUCUGUUCGAUGAGACCGGUCAGACCCGUAAGGUGGAGAGAGCUCCAUCCAUUCUGGACUUCUAUGUGCACGAGUCCCGUCAGCGCGCUGGACUGGGCAAGCGGUUGUUCGAGACCAUGCUGAGGGAGGAGAACUGGACCCCGUUGAAGUGCUCGGUGGACCGGCCCUCGGAGAAGCUGUUGGCCUUCUUCGGCAAGCACUACGGCCUGGUGCGCACCAUUCCGCAGUCCAACAACUUUGUGCUGUACGAGGGAUACUUCAAUGAAGCCAACUCCUCAAAUGGUCAUGCCCACGAGCAGUCUCCGCAUGAGACCAAGAACGGGCUGCACAUUACAAACAGUCCUAACACACAACUCUUUGGUGCUACUUACUUGGGCGAGGAUGUCAAUCACAGGCGACGCGGCUCCCAGCAGCAGAAGCAGAACUCAUCGAAUGUGCUGCUGCAGCAAAUAACACAGAUCUCACCCAACGGACGGUAUGGCGCCCGGCAUCCCACCUGCACCAUGGCAGAGAUAAUUUCUGGAAUCUCAAAGUGCAGCACCAAAGGCGGUGGCGCCGGCAGUGGAGAGUCGAGCAGCGGCAAUGGCGAUGGCAACAACAUUGCAGAGAUGAUGACCGCUCAAAUGGAUUUGCAUCACCUGGAGGACGAGCAACAGGCUCACGGACACAUGAAUACCAAACGAAUGGAUCUGCAGGAGGUGGCCGAUCAGGAGGAGGCACACUUCAUUCGGUUCGGGCUGCAACCUUCGAUAGAGGAGCCACAGGCGCAGUUUGAGCCAGAGCCUGAGCCAAUUACACCACCUUCACCGCCCCCGAAGACCCACACGCCCACACCGCCAUCGGUGCGUUCGCCGGAGGUGGCCGAGAGCAUCAUUGGCGAGAACCGCAGGCCAGCGGCCUUUCAGCUGAGCAAGCAGCACACCGGAAUGAAGAAUCGCUCCUUUGGCGUGGGCAUGGCGGUGAUGCCCAGCAGUAAGAUGGAGUUCGACCAGGAGGAGCGCGAAGACUUCGGUGUGGUCAAGAUAAAUCGUCCGCCGGGACACGAUGUCCACUCGCCGGGCCACGACAACACAGAUGCCGUGUCCACUGUAUCAUCUGGUGGCGGCGGCGGUGGUGGCGGUCACCUCACCAACGAGGGCUACAACGAUCUCAAGUUCUAUCACAACCGGUUGUGGUAAGAGAAGGGAAACCAGCAGCAAUUGCAUCUUUUGUACGUGGCAUAAUAAGCAUAAUCAAGCAGAUUAAACCAACAAUUUAGAGACUAAGCAUGUACUACUUAACCAGGCCUAAGCAGACACAAACCUACUACACUAACAAAACCACAAUCAGUCGGUUCCUGUACUUCAGUUCGAUAAUUUUGUUGUGAGCUUCUUCAGAGUUUUGUUGAUUCGUUCAUUUGUUACAAGCCUCGCACCCGGAACAGCAACGUAUCCGUUAUUUAUAGCCUCACAAUGUAAUUUUAACAAUAGCGAAAUGUAUGUAGAACAAUUCCCGUCAGCACUGAGCAGCAUUAAUUUAGAAAUUAGUUCUUAAUUCGUUUUAAACUCUUGAUUCGGAGUAGCAGGUCAUCAUUCUGAACCGUAUUUAAAGGCUUAAAUCUCAAUUGGUGUCCAGUAACAUAAUCCAACCCAAUAUGUGUAUCUUCCAAUUGCAGCAAACGCGAAUAUUUCGAGCAACUCUAUGGCGACUAUAUGCUAUAAUCACCAACACUACUACUAUCACCCCUCGAAAAUAUAAAAUCUAACCAACAUUCCCCAAUGAAUAUUUGUCCAAACUUUUAGUUGAUAGUGCGCCCCCAAUAUGCAAUGGAUACUUAGAUUAAAGACUAACGAACAUAAAUACAAAUAAAGCACAAUUUUGUCGAUUCUA
This is a messenger RNA of Drosophila subobscura, 2715 nucleotides long. Its product is annotated as alpha-tubulin N-acetyltransferase 1. Lineage: Eukaryota; Metazoa; Arthropoda; Insecta; Diptera; Drosophilidae. The coding region runs from base 540 to 2024 and encodes 494 amino acids. Gene Ontology annotation, molecular function: tubulin N-acetyltransferase activity. The transcript is spliced from 7 exons. The record is from RefSeq and is a predicted model, not a curated record. Gene Ontology annotation, cellular component: microtubule. Gene Ontology annotation, biological process: alpha-tubulin acetylation.